This is a messenger RNA of Fukomys damarensis (Damara mole-rat), 1994 nucleotides long. It is a transcript of the gene Rabif, whose product is annotated as RAB interacting factor. Gene Ontology annotation, molecular function: guanyl-nucleotide exchange factor activity; zinc ion binding. Bases 147 to 518 code for a protein of 123 amino acids. The transcript is spliced from 2 exons. NCBI's taxonomy places the organism in Eukaryota, Metazoa, Chordata, Mammalia, Rodentia, Bathyergidae. Gene Ontology annotation, biological process: post-Golgi vesicle-mediated transport; small GTPase-mediated signal transduction. Gene Ontology annotation, cellular component: membrane; cytosol. The record is from RefSeq and is a predicted model, not a curated record.
AAGCGGGCGCUUGCGCAGCAGAGCCUCGCACAGACAGGCAGACGCCUGCGACCCGCCCCAGUGGACUCGCGCCCGCGCAGUGAAGUGAGCGAGCGCAGACUGCGCCUGCGCGGUCGUAGCCGAGGGGCGCUGUAGAGGCGGCGGCGAUGGAACCAGCAGGGCACCUGAACAAGUUAGUGUCAGCCGAGGGCCGAAACCGGAAGGCGGUGCUGUGCCAGCGUUGUGGCUCUCGCGUGCUGCAGCCAGGGACCGCUCUCUUCUCCCGCCGACAGCUUUUCCUUCCGUCCAUGAGGAAGAAGCCAGCCCUGGCCGAUGGCAGCAAUCCUGAUGGCGAUCUCCUCCAGGACCACUGGCUGGUUAACGACAUGUUCACCUUUGAGAAUGUGGGCUUCACAAAGGACGUGGGCAACGUCAAGUUUCUGGUCUGCGCAGACUGUGAAAUUGGACCCAUUGGCUGGCAUUGCCUAGAUGACAAAAACAGUUUCUAUGUGGCCUUGGAACGGGUUUCUCAUGAGUAACUGAGGAGAUGGGGACCAGCUCCACCCCCAACUCUUAAAGAACUGGCAUCAGUCUUGGUGUAAAUGUCGUGCCACUGUCUUCUCUGUUUUGCAUAAUAUAAAUGAUGAGCACCAACGUAUGCCCUUGAACGCAUCGAGGGCCAACCCUGCCUCCUUCCAGCGCAUGCCUUCUGCUCAGUCCGCUUCGCAUUGCAGUCUGUCCUAACUUCCCGCUGCCCCAGUCCUGGGACACUGCAGACCUCCACAAACAUUCUCAUCACUGGCCUUCUGCCUAGGCUCCAUGUGACCCAGUGCUUCCCUUUUUCUGCUCUAAAAGAGCACUAUUCAACUUUCUGGCCACAGUGACACAUGACAAGAGUCUCAUGUGCUGGUAGUUGAAACUUCACCUUUCUCACUUUCAUUGAGGAAAACAUACAAGUAUCUGAAAGUGACUUUAUUGUAUGACUAACCCAGUUAUCUACAGGAAUUGACUCUUUGUAAAACAGUCACAAACUUGAGUAUUUAAACCACCAAUCAGAAGACGUUGCUUUGGAUACAUCUCUAAUAAAAACCAUGGUUGACAGCCUUAGACCUGGGAUCAGAUGGGCAAUUUUAUUGUGAAGAUGAAUAGGGCCCUUCUUGGCUUUCAAAUCUUGAUGUGGUUUCUCUUUAUGAACUCCCUCACCACAAGCAGCCUAUACCUUGAGCACCAGGUUGUCAGUCCCAGUCCGAACUCUGCCCUAGCUGUGACAGGGGCUCUUCAAGUCAGAGCAGAGAGCAGGCUGUGGAAGGGAUGAGCCUUUGUGAAAUGAUGCUUGAACUUCUAGGUUACCUGACUUUAAGUCCUCAACAUGAUUUGUAAUUAUUCUGUCAUUUCCAGUGUGAAAUGACUCAGUCCUAAAAGCAGCCUGUAUGACCAGGCUUCAAGUGUCCUCCCUCAGGUAGCUCUGGGGGCCUACAACUGAAGUAAGGACCAAAUGGAAGCCCUUCCACGUCCCUUCCUUUGCAUUUGUUUUCUGGGUGCUGCUUCCUUCCUUCAUUCCAGAAUUUCUUGUGGGCUCCCCCAGCUAACAUGCAACCUUGGGCACAGCUUUGCAGCCAACCUACCUGCGAGAAAGCUGGCUUCCUUCCCUAGUCAGAGCCUGAAUGAGCUCCAGCAGAAAGGAAGAGAACUGUGUUUUCGGGACAAGCGCUUAAAGUGCACAUUAUUAUGGUAUUUGUGGAAAAACAACUGAGACUUACCCACUGGGUCAGCUCCUUCUGACCCAAGUAGAUGCCUCUAGGGGCAGAUGGACCCUGACAUCACAAGCCAAAAUCUAAGCUAAGAAUUUUCUUAAAUUAAGCUUUAACUUGCUUUCUUUUGUUUUAAUCACAGAAAUAGUAUAUGUUUGUAGAGGGUACAUUAAAAAUAGGUGUAAAGUUAUUGUUUAGCCAGCUUGGGCUAUAUAGUGAGUCCAGGGCCAGCCUGAACUACAUAACGAGACACUGCCUCAGGCA